AUGCACUACCAAAGCUACAUCAGUACUCUCGCCUUUGCUGGCGCCGCUCUCGCCGUCCCAGCACCAUGGAGUCCUCCUACCACACCUCCAUCAUCAAACAACGACAACUCCUACAGUGGCUCAAACAGCAACGGCUCGAGCAGCUCAACAUCCGCCAACAACAUCCCCUUAAUCCAAGCCCUCGAGCUCGCGCCAACAGCCGUCGACCGCAUCGCCCUCCUCUCAGAAGCAGACUUCAAAUACGACUUCAACAACCCACCCUCCUCCGCCAUAACGACAGGCAAAGGCGGGCACACUGUCCGCGCCGACCGCAAAACCUUUCCAGCCCUGAUAGGAACCGGCGUCUCCAUGACCGUCGGCUUCAUCGGCCCCUGCGGCUUCAACACGCCCCACGUCCACCCUCGCAGCUCCGAGAUCAACAUCAUCGUCGAAGGCCGUCUAGGCACCGAGUUCAUUGCAGAGAACGGCGCGGAUCCGAAGCAAAAUACCUUGGAGAAGUACCAGAUGACAGUCUUCCCGCAAGGGGCUUUGCACACCGAGUUCAACCCGGACUGCACGGAUGCUGUCUUCGUGGCUGGGUUUGCGUCCGAGGAUCCUGGUGUCGAGCAGGCGGCUCAGACGCUGUUCAGUCUCGAUCCAGAGCUGGUCAAGGCGGACCUCGGUGUUGAUGCUAUCAAUGGACAGGACAUUGAGCAGUUCAGACAGAUGAUCCCGGCGAAUGUUGCGCUGGGUGUUGAGAGCUGUCUGAAAAAGUGUGGCAUCUCGAAGAGGUAG
This is a messenger RNA of Zasmidium cellare ATCC 36951, 774 nucleotides long. RefSeq lists its product as uncharacterized. The coding region runs from base 1 to 774 and encodes 257 amino acids. The record is from RefSeq and is a predicted model, not a curated record. Gene Ontology annotation, cellular component: cell wall. Gene Ontology annotation, molecular function: manganese ion binding. The transcript has a single exon. Lineage: Eukaryota; Fungi; Ascomycota; Dothideomycetes; Mycosphaerellales; Mycosphaerellaceae.